Brassica napus (rape) is the source of this 1217-nucleotide messenger RNA. RefSeq names its product peroxidase 3. NCBI's taxonomy places the organism in Eukaryota, Viridiplantae, Streptophyta, Magnoliopsida, Brassicales, Brassicaceae. Gene Ontology annotation, cellular component: plasmodesma; plant-type cell wall. The record is from RefSeq and is a predicted model, not a curated record. The coding region runs from base 70 to 1050 and encodes 326 amino acids. Gene Ontology annotation, biological process: hydrogen peroxide catabolic process; response to oxidative stress. The transcript has 4 exons. Gene Ontology annotation, molecular function: peroxidase activity; heme binding.
GUCUCAGUAGACCACAGAGUGAACAUAUUCCUCCAAAAGAAACAGUCUCAGAAAACAACAAAUAUAAAGAUGAGGUGCUUGACAACUGUUGCUCUUUCACUCUCUCUGUUUCUUGUGGGACUGGUCGGACCAAUCCAAGCUCAAUUGCAAAUGAACUUCUACGCCAAUACUUGUCCUAACGCCGAGAAGAUCGUUCAAGAUUUUGUUUCAAACCACAUUUCUAAUGCUCCUUCUCUUGCUGCUGCUCUCUUGAGAAUGCAUUUCCACGAUUGUUUUGUUCGGGGUUGUGAUGGCUCAGUGCUUAUAAACUCGACGUCAGGAAACGCGGAGAAAGACGCAGCUCCUAACUUAACGGUUAGAGGAUUUGGCUUCAUUGAGGCAAUCAAAGCUGUGCUUGAAGCUCAAUGUCCUGGAAUAGUCUCUUGCGCUGAUAUUAUCGCUCUAGCAUCUCGAGACGCCAUUGUUUUCACCGGAGGACCAAACUGGAGUGUUCCGACCGGAAGAAGAGAUGGGAGGAUAUCGAACGCAUCAGAGGCAUUAGCCAACAUUCCUCCUCCGACCAGUAACUUCACCAAUCUUCAGACACUCUUUGCAAACCAAGGACUUGAUCUUAAAGACCUUGUCUUACUCUCCGGGGCUCACACUAUUGGUGUAUCUCAUUGCUCGUCUUUCACAAACCGUCUCUACAAUUUCACGGGUCGUGGAGACCAAGAUCCUGCCUUAGACAGCGAAUACGCAGCAAAUCUCAAGUCUAGGAAAUGUCCUAGUCUCAAGGAUAACACGACUAUCGUGGAGAUGGAUCCAGGGAGCCGUAAGACGUUUGAUCUAAGUUAUUACCAGCUCCUUCUCAAGCGUAGAGGUCUGUUUCAAUCAGACUCUGCUCUCACCACCAACCCCACAACGCUCUCAAAUAUAAACCAGAUCUUGAAGGGUUCGGUGGAAGGUUUCUUCUCUGAGUUUGCCAAGUCGAUGGAGAAAAUGGGUCGGAUAAAUGUCAAGACUGGGUCAUCAGGAGUGGUUAGAAAGCAAUGUUCCGUUGCAAAUAGUUAAAGGGGUAAUAAUUUUGAGUAUGUGGGAGUUUGGGGGUAUUUGUGAAAAAUAAUAAGGAUGAUGCUGUGUGUAUGGAUUUGGUUAUAGACUUGGUCAAUAAAGAGAUGUUCUUGUCUUGUAGGAAUCAUGACAUUUUAGUUGGUUCGAGUACAUUGCCAUUUCAUUUA